This is a messenger RNA of Gopherus flavomarginatus (Mexican gopher tortoise), 2109 nucleotides long. RefSeq names its product apurinic/apyrimidinic endodeoxyribonuclease 1 (gene APEX1). Gene Ontology annotation, molecular function: DNA-(apurinic or apyrimidinic site) endonuclease activity; DNA binding; double-stranded DNA 3'-5' DNA exonuclease activity. The transcript is spliced from 5 exons. The record is from RefSeq and is a predicted model, not a curated record. NCBI's taxonomy places the organism in Eukaryota, Metazoa, Chordata, Testudines, Testudinidae. Gene Ontology annotation, cellular component: nucleus. Gene Ontology annotation, biological process: base-excision repair. Bases 229 to 1185 code for a protein of 318 amino acids.
CAGCCCCGUGACCCGGCCGCACGUGUCCCGGUCGGGCUCUGCUGCGCUUUGUUCCCGGACGGGCCGUGGGGCGCGCGGGGCUCGGAGCGGGGCCUGAUUGGCCGGGAGCCGGGCGGGGGUGACUGCGCGGGAGGGCUGCGACCGGCCAGGCAGGCUGCCCCCAGGAUCCUGCGGCUCGUGGCUCGGCGGUGUCGGCUCCUCAGCGCAGGGCCCAGCUGGUGGCGGGAGAUGCCCAAACGGGGGAAGAAGGCAGAGGAUGUGGACAGCGCGGACGAGCUCGAGGCCACAGAGCCCGAGGCAAAGAAGAGCAAGAAGGGGGCAGCCAAGGGCCCCAAGGAGAAGGUGGCGGAGAACCCCAUCCUGUACCAUGAUCCGCCCAACAAACUCACUUCCCCCGGUGGGCAGAAGUACACCCUGAAGGUCACGUCGUGGAAUGUGGACGGGCUCCGGGCCUGGGUCAAGAAGAAGGGGCUGGAGUGGGUGCGUGAGGAGGACCCCGACGUGCUGUGCCUGCAGGAGACCAAGUGUGCAGAGAAGCUGCUGCCCCCUGAGAUGCGGGAGAUGCCCGAGUACCCCCACAAGUACUGGGCCUGCGCUGGCGCCAAGGAGGGCUACAGUGGGGUGGCUCUGCUCUGCAAGACUGAGCCACUCAGCAUCACCUACGGCAUCGGUGAGGAGCAGCACGACCAGGAGGGCCGGGUGAUCACGGCCGAAUUCCCCUCGCACUUCCUGGUGACGGCCUAUGUGCCCAACGCGGGCCGGGGGCUGGUGCGGCUGGAGUACCGCCAGCGCUGGGAUGCUGCCUUCCGGGCCUACCUGCGCGGGCUGGAUGCUCGCAAGCCCCUGGUGUUGUGCGGGGACCUCAACGUGGCCCACGCUGAGAUCGACCUGAAGAACCCCAAGGGCAACAAGAAGUCGGCGGGCUUCACGCCCGAGGAGCGCCAGGGCUUUGGGGAGCUGCUGGCGGCCGGCUUCACUGACACCUUCCGCCACCUCUACCCCGAUACGCCCCACGCCUACACCUUCUGGACUUACAUGAUGAAUGCUCGCGCCAAGAACGUGGGCUGGCGCCUCGACUACUUCCUGGUCUCGACACGCCUGCUGGGGGCGCUGUGCGACAGCAAGAUCCGCUCCCAGGCCAUGGGCAGUGACCACUGCCCCAUCACUCUCUACAUGGCCCUGUGAGCGGGGUGGGGGGGGCCGUACAGCCCGAUAUGGUCCCAACACCCCUGUACGGCCCUGGGAGCAGGGUGGCCUAUGCUAUGGCCGUGACACCCAUGUAGCCAUGUGAGCAGCAUGGGGGAGGGUGGGCCAUACAGCCUGAUAUGGCUCUGACAGUCCAUAUGGCCCUGGGAUGGGGAGGUUGCACCAUACAGCCUGCUAUGGUCCUUAUGGCCCUAUAUGGCUCUGCACGGGGAGGCCAUACAGCCUGAUAUGGCCUGAACACUCCUGUAUAGCCCUGUGAGCGAGGGUUGAGGCCAUACAGCUAGGUAUGGGCUCAACACCCCCUCUAUAGCUGUGGGAGUGGGCCCAUACACCUCUCUAUGGCCCUGCAUGAGGUGGGGGGAUCUGCCCCCUCUCUCUAUAGUCUUGUAAGCAGGGUGGCCCGUACACCCCUCUAUGGUUUUGUGAGCAAGAGGGGAUUGGGCCCAUGUGCCCCUAUAUGGCCCUGUGAGACCAGGGAGUAGAGGGAAAGGGCCCCCCACACCAUGAUCAGGGGUGACUUUGCCCCCAAAAUGAGACCUGAUUCAACCCCCCAACUUGUGGGUCCUGGCCCUUUACCAUCCCAGAGACCAGGAGCCCCCAAAUUCAGCCCUGAACCCCCGAACUCACCUAGUGACACUCCAGUCCCAGAGGCCAGGAGCACCCCCCCCACACACAUGAGCAGAGCCCCCUGAACUCAUAUACUCAGGGCCAUCCAAGAAACACCCCCCAUAUACCAGCCUCCCCUCUUGCUGCCCCCCAUCCGAGCCUCCAGAGAAUUUCUCACCCCAGGAGCUAUUUUUUUACCUGUAGAAUUAAGCUGCUGCCUCACCUUGAGACCAGCCCCCCAUUCUCUGUGGGGGGCCACAGAGCUGUGAGGAGCAUUGAUUAAAGGCUUUGAAAGGA